CCUGAGCCGCACCCGCCGCGGACGGAGCCCAUGCGCGGGCCCAGCCGGCGCCGGUCCGCGCCCCCGCCCUGCCCCGGCCCCGGCCCCGGGGGCAGUCGCUCCAGCAAGCGGUGGGGCAGGAGCUCCUGGAGUGACAGUCCCUAUAGAAGCGAUGACAGAAUACAAGCUUGUGGUGGUGGGUGCUGGAGGCGUGGGAAAGAGUGCCCUGACCAUCCAGCUGAUCCAGAACCAUUUUGUGGACGAGUAUGACCCCACCAUAGAGGACUCCUAUCGGAAACAGGUGGUCAUUGAUGGGGAGACAUGUCUGCUGGACAUCUUAGACACAGCAGGUCAAGAGGAGUAUAGUGCCAUGCGGGACCAGUACAUGCGCACAGGGGAGGGUUUCCUCUGUGUGUUUGCCAUCAACAACACCAAGUCCUUUGAAGACAUCCAUCAGUACAGGGAGCAGAUCAAGCGGGUGAAGGACUCAGACGAUGUGCCAAUGGUGCUGGUGGGGAACAAGUGUGACCUGGCCGCUCGUACUGUUGAGUCGCGGCAGGCCCAGGACCUUGCCCGCAGCUAUGGCAUCCCCUACAUUGAAACAUCAGCCAAGACCCGGCAGGGCAGCCGCUCUGGCUCUGGCUCCAGCUCCGGGACCCUCUGGGACCCCCCGGGACCCAUGUGACCCAGCGGCCCCCAUGCUGGUGUAGAGGAUGCCUUCUACACACUCGUCCGUGAGAUUCGGCAGCACAAACUGCGGAAGCUGAACCCGCCCGAUGAGAGCGGCCCCGGCUGCAUGAGCUGCAAGUGUGUGCUGU
Messenger RNA from Peromyscus californicus insignis, 797 nucleotides. It is a transcript of the gene Hras, whose product is annotated as HRas proto-oncogene, GTPase. NCBI's taxonomy places the organism in Eukaryota, Metazoa, Chordata, Mammalia, Rodentia, Cricetidae. The coding region runs from base 152 to 664 and encodes 170 amino acids. Gene Ontology annotation, cellular component: plasma membrane. Gene Ontology annotation, biological process: Ras protein signal transduction; cellular senescence. Gene Ontology annotation, molecular function: GTPase activity; GTP binding; GDP binding. The record is from RefSeq and is a predicted model, not a curated record. The transcript is spliced from 6 exons.